Molecule: messenger RNA, 1311 nt
Organism: Danaus chrysippus (African queen)
Lineage: Eukaryota; Metazoa; Arthropoda; Insecta; Lepidoptera; Nymphalidae
Source: the annotation of a GenBank genome assembly
AUGCAAGACUGGAUAAAGAUAACCCUCAUACUAUGUUCCUUUGGAAUGUUGAGAGAGAUUCGGCCUUCUGAGCCGUUUGUGACUGAAUUCCUUCUUGGUGAAUGGCGGAAUAUUACAGAAGAUCAACUCAAUCGUGAAGUUUAUCCUAUAGGAACUUACUCCUACCUGGCUUUACUUGUAGUUGUCUUUUUAAUCACCGACUUUCUCCGUUUUAAACCAGUUAUAAUUCUUUCAGGUAUUAGUGGUAUAUCGGUUUAUGCUGUUUUACUAUGGACAUCCAGUAUACAAUGGCUCCAAGUAUCACAGUUCCUUUAUGGCUUAUAUAUGGCCACGGAAGUCGCAUAUUUGACAUACAUAUAUGCUAAGGUAGAUUCAGCUAAAUACCCAGUGGCUUCAUCAUAUACUAGAAUAGCGGCUUUAACCGGAAGAUUCCUAUCAGGUGUAAGCUCACAACUAUUGACACAUUUCGAGCUUAUGGACUACAGACAGCUGAACUACAUCACAUUAAUUGCACAAAUCUUGGCAACAUUUUGGGCUUUCUGGUUGCCCCCCGUGCCAUAUGGUAUUUAUUUCCAUAGACAAUCUAUAGACAAUACGUUUCAGGUCGACUAUACAAAAACCGACGAAAAGUCACAUUCCUGCCCAACAGACACUGUAAAGGAUACCUUCACAAGGAACGUAAAAAACGCCGCAUUUCUCAUAUAUAAGCACGCCCGUUUAGCGUAUACGCGGCCUAAAGUGCUCGUCUGGUCCGCCUUAUAUGCGGCCGCCUUAGCGUUGUUUGUACAGACACAGACAUACAUACAGUUAUUGUGGAAGCAAAUACAAAAAGGAACUGACAGCCCCGUGGUAUACAAUGGCGCAGUAGAAGCGACUCAGACCUUGCUAGGUGCGGUCGGUUCCUUCGCAUCGUCACAUCUGACCCGCGCCUUAUAUCCAGGUCUUGCAGGAGUUGCCCAGGGUGCAGCUGUAUUCCUCGGCGCCUUCAUAGAUAACGUGUUCGUGUCAUACGCCGGUUAUAUAGUUAUGGGACUAUUGUAUCACUAUAUUAUAACACUAGCAAGUGCCAAAAUCGCCUGCCAGUUGACGGAUGAGAGUUGUUUCGGUUUAAUAUUCGGUAUAAACACUCUAGUGGGUACCGGACUCCAAUCAAUACUGACCAUCGUCUUAAUACAGAGUUUAUCAUUAAACAUAACUUCACAAUACUUUUCUAUCAGCGGUCUUUUCAUAAUUUUAGCCGCAAUAUGGAUAUUGGGAUUGAUGUUGAACGGUUGCAAACAGAAAAGAAUUAACGCCGCCGCACAGUAUUAA